CGUUUUCCCGUGCGCGAUCGACAGAUUUCUUGCUCUCCAAUUGCUGCCGACAACUUAGCACAGUCCUAUACGCAUGGUCACGUUCGCCGUCGCCAACACGGAGCGCAGCCGCUGCAAGGUGGUGCCCCGGGCGCAGCAGCCAGCGACGGCACUUGAAGAAUUUUCCAACGAAAGCUGCGGCGACAUUGUGCAAGCCACGGUGCUCGAGCCCGUCGUCGCGUCGACGCACGGCUUUGUGCAUGGCGUCCUUGAAGCGUACUGCCAUCACCACGACCUCGUCCUGCGACCGGACGAUCUUUGGCUGGCCAUCAUGACGCAGUUUGGUUUGUUUGUCAACGCCAACGCCAACGACCUUCGGCAAUCGCUGGUGGCCCACGACGGCUCGAAGGAGCUCGUGGUCGAGGCGAUCGGCACGCUGUACUCGGUCGACUUUGGCGCGCUCUCGACUCAAAUGGUCACGCACAUGGAGGCGCACCUCGUCGACCCGAGCCUUAAAGACUGGAUCCUCCCGUCCUUCUCGACAACAACCGACGACGACGUCAUCGUCGGUAGCGUCGUGCUCAUGGCCACGAUGAAGUCGUUCUUCUCGUACAAGUACGUGCUCCGGUGUGGCAUUCCCAAUGUGACGCUUCUCGGUACGACCCGCGACUGGGAGGACGUGCGGCGCCGUCUCGAGAGGCUCGGGUCGUUUGGUCCGCGCUUGGCACGCUGGGCGACCAUGCUACGCCGCAUCGUUGAUCAGUGCGUCGCGGCGGCCCAAGGCGCGCAUGACACGGAUUUCUGGAACUCCAUUUGCACCAAAAUCCCUGGCGGGUCGGGACCGACCUAUAUCACGGGCUGGAUCAGCGCGUUCUGUGUGUUUGACCGCGACGGGCAGUGGCAAGCCGACAAGAAACCGGCGCGAUCUAGUGACACGUCGCACGACUAUCCGUACGUCGACACGGAGGAUAUUCCACCGGGAUACCUUACUGUGGACGCGACGAUCGACGACAAUGGCGUUCUGCACAAGGCCUUCCUCUUUGCGGGGCACAUGGCCUAUCGCAUUGGCGACGACGAGGCGUCAAUCGCACCCGUGCUUUCCUGGGCCAUUGCACUCAAGAACGGACCACCGCCGCCCACCAAGACGGCGUCGCGCCGGAAGUAGCUGUGCCCUACGACGGUGCGGGACCGGAACGCGAUGCAAUCGGCGCAUCGUCUUGCAUUGGCUUUCUCAACUCGGUCGGAAAGGCGUCAAACGUCGGGUACAGCGACACGCCUAGAAAGGCUAGUACGCUCUCUGGGACACUCUGUCGAGCAGGCAUUCUGCGUACGGCACAACAUGCUUCGAAAGUCCCCAAAAACCGUUCAGUGUAAAGUGCAAUUUCAAUACUUCGACAACUGCUCUAGUAUAAUUUUUGAAGUG
Messenger RNA from Saprolegnia parasitica CBS 223.65, 1402 nucleotides. RefSeq lists its product as hypothetical. Lineage: Eukaryota; Oomycota; Saprolegniomycetes; Saprolegniales; Saprolegniaceae. The transcript has a single exon. Bases 74 to 1144 code for a protein of 356 amino acids. The record is from RefSeq and is a predicted model, not a curated record.